This is a messenger RNA of Labrus mixtus (cuckoo wrasse), 1383 nucleotides long. RefSeq names its product olfactory receptor 8G17-like. The coding region runs from base 15 to 989 and encodes 324 amino acids. Gene Ontology annotation, cellular component: membrane. Gene Ontology annotation, molecular function: G protein-coupled receptor activity; olfactory receptor activity. Gene Ontology annotation, biological process: G protein-coupled receptor signaling pathway. The transcript has a single exon. The record is from RefSeq and is a predicted model, not a curated record. Lineage: Eukaryota; Metazoa; Chordata; Actinopteri; Labriformes; Labridae.
CCUCCCUCGGAAAUAUGGAAAACAAAACUUUCAAUGCAGAUAUCAUCUUCAUCGAGGGGUUAAAGGUCAGCCCAAAGGCCUCUGUUCCUGCGUUUAUUCUCCUCCUCCUCAUCUACAUCUUCAUCAUGGUGUCCAACAUUGGCCUUGUGGUCCUGAUCUCCAUGGAGAGGAGCCUCCAUGAGCCCAUGUAUCUGCUCUUCUGUAACAUGAGUAUUAACGAUGUGUAUGGGGCCACAACCAUUAUUCCUCGCCUGCUCAGUAAUAUUUUCUCUCCGAUCACAGACCGCUACAUCUACUACAUGGACUGUGUGGUUCAGGCUUUUUCUUCUCACUUUCAUGCCGGCACGUCUCACGCGGUGCUCAUGAUCAUGGCUUUUGAUCGUUAUGUGGCCAUCUGCAACCCCCUGCGAUACGCCACCAUCAUGACCAACAGGAUGGUGUUGAAGCUGUCAGUGGGGGCCUGGCUGGUGGCGUUCAUUUUGGUCGCCAUCCUCAUAGGUCUUACAAUCCGUCUGACUCGUUGCAGAAGGAUCAUAAUAAACCCGUUUUGUGAUAACGCCUCUUUGUUCAAACUCUCCUGUCAGAAUCUCCUAAUCAAUCACAUCUACGGCCUGGGCAGCGCCGUGGUCAUCCUGGGCUCCUCCAUCGGCAGCAUCGCGCUGACCUACCUGAGGAUCGCCAUGGUGUGUUUGAGCAGUAAGAACAAGGUGCUGAACAGCCGGGCGCUGCGAACCUGCACCACACACCUGGCUGUUUACAUCAUCAUGUUGGUGGCCUCUUUCACCCCCAUGAUCAUGCACCGCCGCCCUGAGUGGGCAGACAGCGGGAAAGUGUCGUCGGUCUUGUUCCACGUGAUCCCCCCCGCCCUCAACCCGCUCAUCUAUGGGCUGCAGUGCAAAGAGCUCAGACACAAGAUCAACGGCUUGUUUCAUAAGAAUAAAGUCACAGACGCUAAAUCUAACAUGCACGUACAAAGUUAUCAUAAAUAACUCUUUAAAAAAAAGUUUUAUUUAGUCAAUGCCAUUAACUUCUGUGCAGGUUUUAAUAAUAUGAUACAUGUUUUGUAACCAAAGCUUUAAGUUGACUUUGAGUUCAUUAUUUUUGGUCGGUAGAAGUGCCAGAUCACUGAAUCUGCAGUUUUAAAGCUCGUGAAAUAAAUGUUGAAAAAACAUUUACAUAUAAUGACAUUAUACGACUGAAACUACCUUCAUAGCCUGAUUCUCUAAGGAUCGAUAGUGGUCGCUAAUGGCUCUAAAGACACAUCUCAUUUGCUACUGCUAUCUGCUCAGUCUCAAGGUCUAAUUCACAGAGAAUAUAAUGCAAAGUGUUAUUCAAGGCAAGGCAAGUUUAUUUAUAUAGCACAUUUCAACAACAAGGCAAUAC